This is a messenger RNA of Nyctereutes procyonoides (raccoon dog), 1020 nucleotides long. RefSeq lists its product as uncharacterized. Lineage: Eukaryota; Metazoa; Chordata; Mammalia; Carnivora; Canidae. The record is from RefSeq and is a predicted model, not a curated record. The transcript has 8 exons. The coding region runs from base 1 to 1020 and encodes 339 amino acids.
AUGGGGGGACCCAGGGCGGGCGCCCCCUCUGCACCCUUGCAGCCGCCGCGGCCGCCUGCCACUCAGGCAGGGAAAAUCGGCUGUGACAGGCCCAGGAAGGCCGGACCCCCAGGGCCGCGGCAGGCGCGCAGCUCCUCGCCCAGCAUAUGGCUGCUGUCGGCCGCGGGCGAGGGGGCGCGGGGGCUCCCCAGGCUGUGCACAUGCCCCCGGCCGCAGGCCACACUCCGGCCAGCCCUACCGCCCCCCGUGCCCGCCGUCACUGUCCUGGGCCCCGGCACUGCUCCCAGGGUCAGCAGCCUACAGCUGGCAUCCAGACGCCCGGGACGGGAGCGGACCCCCCGUGGCCCAGACCCUGUGCUGGCAGCCGCAGCCACUCCCGGGCCCCCGAGGGCUCAGCCACUCCUGCGCUCCCCGGCCUUUGCGGGAGAGUACCCCCCGCUGACGCCCGUCACACCGCUGCGGGGACCCCGGGAGACCUGGCCGGCCGCGCGCACCCCCGCACCCCCGCGGCAGCCUGCAGGCGACGGGGGCGGGGAUGGUGCCGCCCCACUCCAGCCGCACACCUGCGCCCGCACUCGGCGGCCUCCCUGCCAGCUCGGCACUGCCACCGUGUCCCCGGCCACCGUGUCCCCGGAGCGGCCGGCGCUGCCGACAGGGCUGAGCGAGAGGUGCAGGCACACAGGUCGCUGCACCCCCAGCCCCCACCCGGCGCAGGCGCAGCAGUCGGGCGCCAACUUCGGUGGGUGCGAGUCGGCGUCGGGGCGACGGGAGGUGGUGGCGGCUCCAGGAGACUCCAGCCAACCUGGCCUGGCCCCACAUGAGGCUGACCCCCGCAGAGACCUCCAGUGCACACCCAGCGCCCCGCUGCUCAGGAACACGCAGGCACGCGGCCGUGAGACGCAGAGCUGGUUUCCCGGCACCGCGCAGGCUCUGCAGGGGGGCGAGCGGUGGAGGGUGGCCCGGCAUGGGGUCGCCGCCCGGAUGCCCACCGUGGCCAUGGGGCCAGGCCGGGCCCGCUAG